Schizophyllum commune H4-8 is the source of this 2270-nucleotide messenger RNA. RefSeq lists its product as uncharacterized. The coding region runs from base 21 to 2108 and encodes 695 amino acids. The record is from RefSeq and is a predicted model, not a curated record. NCBI's taxonomy places the organism in Eukaryota, Fungi, Basidiomycota, Agaricomycetes, Agaricales, Schizophyllaceae. Gene Ontology annotation, biological process: peroxisome organization. Gene Ontology annotation, molecular function: microtubule binding; GTP binding; GTPase activity. Gene Ontology annotation, cellular component: peroxisome; cytoplasm; membrane. The transcript has 10 exons.
UCUACAUCCAUCUUGCCAAAAUGACCACCGGGCUCGGCGUCGAAGUCGUCAGCAUCGUCAACAAGCUCCAGGACGUGUUCUCCGCCGUCGGCUCGUCCGCGUCGCAGAUCGACCUGCCCCAGAUAUGCGUGUUGGGCAGCCAAAGUAGCGGGAAGAGCAGUGUGCUCGAGAACAUCGUGGGGAGGGAUUUUCUGCCGCGAGGGACGGGCAUUGUGACGAGGAGACCGCUGGUUCUGCAACUUAUUAACAGGCCAGCAGGCAAGAAUGACGCCCAAGUCGACACCACCGCCGACAAGGCCGCCAACGCGGACGAGUGGGGCGAGUUCCUGCAUCUCCCCGGCCAGAAGUUCUACGACUUCGGCAAGAUACGCGACGAGAUCGUGCGCGACACGGAGGCGAAGACGGGAAAGAACGCGGGCAUCUCCCCGCAGCCCAUCAACCUGCGCAUAUUCUCCCCCAACGUCGUCACGCUCACCCUCGUCGACCUUCCGGGUCUGACGAAGGUGCCCGUGGGGGACCAGCCGAAGGAUAUUGAGAAGCAGAUCAGGGAUAUGGUCCUCAAGUUCAUCUCGAAGCCGUCAUGUAUCAUUUUGGCGGUGACGGCGGCGAAUACGGAUCUGGCGAACUCAGAUGGCCUGAAGUUGGCGAGGGAGGUGGAUCCGGAGGGGUUGAGGACGAUUGGUGUGUUGACGAAGAUUGAUCUUAUGGACAAGGGGACGGAUGUCAUCGACAUUCUCGCUGGACGGGUCAUCCCCCUUCGUCUUGGUUACGUUCCGGUGGUCAACCGUGGGCAGAAGGACAUUGAGACAGGAAAGGCCAUUGCGGCAGCUCUCGAGUACGAGCGGCAGUACUUCUCGUCCCAUCCCUCGUACGCUGGUAAGGAGAGCUACUGCGGCACGCCAUACCUCGCGCGCAAGCUGAACACGCUCCUUAUGCAACACAUUCGCGCCACCCUCCCUGACAUAAAGAUGCGCAUCUCGCAGCAGCUUCAGAAGUUUAACGCCGAGCUUGCUUCCCUGGGUGGCCCCACCGCCGACGGUAACGCAGGCAACAUCGUCCUCUCCGUCAUCACCGAGUUCACGUCCGAGUUCCGGAACGCCAUCGACGGCAUUACGACGGACCUGUCGCUGAACGAGCUGAACGGUGGCGCUCGUAUCAGUUUUGUGUUCCAUGAGCUGUAUAGCAAUGGUGUGAAGAGCAUCGAUCCGUUCGACCAGGUGAAGGAUGGUGAUAUCCGGACGAUUCUGUACAACUCUUCGGGUUCGACGCCAUCCAUCUUCGUCGGCACGGCUGCGUUCGAGAUCAUCGUGAAGCAGCAGAUUAAGCGGUUAGAAGAGCCCAGCUUAAAGUGCUGCCAGCUGGUAUACGACGAGCUCACCCGGAUAUUGUCACAAUUGUUGGCCAAGAUCCAAUCGUUCAAGCGCUACCCUGCCUUGCGUGAACGGUUGAACUCCGUCGUCAUCAACUUCUUCAAGCAGGCGAUGAACCCGACAACCAAACUCGUGUCUGACAUGGUCGCCAUGCAAGCCUGCUACGUUAACACCACCCACCCUGACUUCCUCAACGGUCACAAAGCUAUGCAAAUAGUGAACGACCGUCUGAACCCGCCCUCGAAGCCCGGCACGCCCGACCCGAAGGGCCGCCAGCAAAUCCAGGCGAACCCGCGCGAUCUGGACGUCGACCCCAAGCACGAGGAGCCCAGCUUCUUCGGGUCAUUCUUCUCUGCGACUAGCAAGACCAUACAGAGGAAGAAGGCUGCGCCUACGACGGUGGCGAGCACGAUGGAGGCACCGCCGCCGGUGAUCAAGCCGCAGGCGGCGUUCAAUGACAGGGAGACGAUGGAGACGGAGGUCAUCAAGCUUCUCAUUCACUCCUACUUCAACAUCGUCAAGCGCGAAAUGAUCGACACCGUUCCGAAGGCAAUCUCACUUACGCUUGUGAAUUACGCAAAGGAGAACUUGCAGAAGGAGCUGUUGCAAGAGCUCUACAAGCCGGACACGCUCGACAACUUGAUGAAGGAGAGCGAGUUCGUGGUGAACAGGCGGAAGGAGUGCAUCCGGAUGGUGCAGGCCCUCAACAAGGCCGAAGAGAUUGUGUCUGCUGUAUAGCGUGUUCACUGUUGAUGGCUUUGUUGUUGUGUAGAGUUGAUUAUCGUGUAGCUAUAAUUUGUGGACUUUCUGGACCAAGGGUCUCUAUCGUCUUCGUAUGCAAGGCUCGCUAUCUGGCAUUUCCAUGUCUAUCUAUACUUGAUUGCGGGAUUAGCAGAAAAC